UUCAAAUCUCAUAUACUUUUCGCUCUCUCAUUCAAACCAUUCGAUCUCAUCAUCGCCAUCAUCUCCUCAAACUGUAAGUAUACCUACAAAUCACUGUAAAUCUCCAUUACCACUCUCUUAGUUAUUAACUUAGAAUCUUCCCUUUCUAGUUCUAAAUUAUAAUCAUUCUUUUUUUAUAUUUCCCCCCCCCCAUAUGGUUAUAUAUAUUAUUGGGAUCUAUACAUAUUAGAAGAGUCAGAGAUAAAUUAAUAGUCCAAGGUAGUUUCAUUUUCUGGGGUGUGGUUAUUUGAUCAUAGAAAUGACUAGUGGUAGUUGUAUUGGAAUCUCUACCAUGAAGCCUUGUUGUAGAAUCCUAUGUAACUAUAAAAGUCCAUCUAUUUUUGGGUUUUCUCCAACCAAGUUCAGUCAUUCAGCAAUCAUGGGCAUGUUGUCCAGAUCAGGUUAUCACAACUCAACCCAUUGCCAUAGGUACAAUACCUGUAAUAAUACUCAGAUUGUAGGGUACAUAAAUGUGAUCCAUCCGAAUUGGAGAGAUUUUAGUGUUUCCGGUUCGAAUUGGGGUCUUGCUAAGAAUUUUAGCACUAGUGUUUGUGUCAAUAUUGGUAGUUUUAGGCCUAGGGUCGUGUCCUUGACACCGCAUGUAGCGUCGGAUUUUAGGAAUCACUCUACAUCGGUUGAUUCUCAUUCUAAUGACACGAGCUUUGAGAAGAUUUACAUUCAAAGUGGCUUGAAUGUCAAGCCAUUGAUAAUUGAAAGAAUUGAGACUGAUCAAAGUAAAUUGGAGGAAGUUGCUGAAGAAAGAUGUAAUGAGUCAAACGUAAAUAUAGAUAAUUUGAAGGAUUUGAGUGAGAAUAAGGUUCAGAGGGAGGUGUCUGAGAUUGAAAAGGAAGCUUGGAAGUUGCUUCAGGAUGCUGUCGUCACUUACUGUGGGAAUCCGGUUGGGACUGUUGCAGCUAAUGAUCCUGCGGACAAACAGCCGCUGAAUUAUGAUCAAGUCUUUAUCCGUGAUUUUGUUCCAUCAGCUCUUGCCUUCUUGCUUAAUGGUGAAGGGGAAAUUGUCAAGAAUUUUUUACUUCACACAUUGCAAUUACAGAGUUGGGAGAAGACUGUUGACUGCUACAGUCCAGGGCAAGGGUUGAUGCCAGCAAGCUUCAAGGUUAGAACUGUGCCUCUUGACGGUAGCAAUGAAGCAUUUGAGGAAGUUUUGGAUCCUGAUUUUGGGGAAUCAGCUAUUGGUCGUGUUGCGCCUGUUGAUUCAGGAUUGUGGUGGAUUAUAUUGUUGAGAGCUUAUGGGAAAUUAACGGGUGACUAUGCUUUGCAAGAGAGAGUGGAUGUCCAAACAGGCAUAAGACUUAUCCUUAAGUUGUGUCUGACUGAUGGAUUUGACAUGUUUCCUUCUCUUUUAGUCACUGACGGUUCCUGCAUGAUUGAUAGAAGGAUGGGCAUUCACGGUCACCCUCUUGAGAUCCAGGCAUUAUUUUACUCGGCUUUACGCUGCUCUCGUGAGAUGCUAAUAGUCAAUGAUGCAACCAAGAGUCUGGUGGCUGCUGUUAGUAAUCGCCUGAGUGCACUCUGCUUUCACAUGAGAGAGUAUUAUUGGGUUGAUAUGAAGAAGAUUAAUGAAAUUUACCGGUACAAGACAGAAGAGUAUUCUACUGAUGCUGUAAACAAGUUUAACAUCUAUCCAGAGCAAAUUCCUUCAUGGCUAGUAGACUGGAUUUCCGAGGAAGGUGGCUACUUCAUUGGCAAUUUGCAACCUGCUCAUAUGGACUUCAGGUUUUUCUCACUCGGAAACCUUUGGGCCAUUGUUUCAUCUUUAGGCACAACAAGACAGAAUCAGGGCAUUUUGAAUUUAAUUGAGGCCAAAUGGGAUGAUAUUGUUGGUCAAAUGCCUCUCAAGAUUUGUUAUCCAGCGCUAGAGGGUGAGGAAUGGCGUAUAACCACUGGCUGUGACCCGAAGAACACCCCUUGGUCAUAUCAUAAUGGAGGAUCUUGGCCGACACUUCUCUGGCAGUUCACAUUAGCCUGCAUCAAGAUGGGAAGGCCUGAUUUGGCACAAAAAGCAGUCGAUUCAGCAGAGAAAAGGCUUUCAGCGGAUAGAUGGCCCGAAUAUUACGAUACCCCAAAUGGAAGGUUUAUCGGGAAGCAAUCGCGGAUGGUGCAGACAUGGACCAUUGCUGGUUUCUUGACCUCAAAGAUGCUUCUAGAGAACCCAGAAAGGGCAUCCUUGUUGUUUUGGGAGGAGGAUUUUGAACUUCUUCAGAACUGUGUCUGCAUGCUAAGCAAAAGUGGCAGAAGGAAGUGUUCCCGUUUUGCUGCAAGGUCUCAGUUUAUUGUUUAAUAGGGUGGAACAGAGUCAUUGUUUGAACUCUCUAGCGUAGGUGAACUAAUUCAUUACAAUAAUAAUUGAUUGAUGCCACUUUUUCAGAAUUAAUCUGUCAACUAUUCCUGUCGUGUGGUGACAACGGCUAACUGUGCAACAUAGUUCUCUUGCAUCAUUUAUUUAUGCGGAGUAACUCGUUGCUGUGCAGUGGUAUCAGAUUUUUUAAGAGAUUUAUAAUAAUUUACGGAUCUUGUUUAAUUAAUUGAAUGAGACCUUCUUGUAAUAUCAGAUUUGAACAGUAGUCACAUUAAUUCUCUAUUUAUUUAAUUUUUAGUUA
Glycine soja is the source of this 2660-nucleotide messenger RNA. RefSeq names its product alkaline/neutral invertase A, mitochondrial-like. Gene Ontology annotation, biological process: sucrose catabolic process. The coding region runs from base 299 to 2341 and encodes 680 amino acids. Gene Ontology annotation, cellular component: mitochondrion. The record is from RefSeq and is a predicted model, not a curated record. NCBI's taxonomy places the organism in Eukaryota, Viridiplantae, Streptophyta, Magnoliopsida, Fabales, Fabaceae. The transcript is spliced from 6 exons. Gene Ontology annotation, molecular function: sucrose alpha-glucosidase activity; endo-alpha-N-acetylgalactosaminidase activity.